AGGCAACGCACGGCGAACGGAUCUGAAUUUCGUAUCCCCAUCCAUAUCCUUCCAUAUGUAUCUGUUUCCCAUUGAAGAACAAGUUUCCCCCUCUUCAAUCUGAAAGAAAACUGCAACAUUUGACAUUUUAACCAUCAUUUGACACUGCAACGUCAUCUUGUUCAACGGUAGACAUUGAAAAAAGAGUGAAAAAGUUCCGUUAAGUGUCGAGAACUGUGCAAAAACCUGGACGCCCACGCGACACGAAACUUUUGCGGUGCGGUCUAUGGUAUACGGUUGUACCUUGUCGUUCAGUGCAGUUCGGGCUUCGGCUCUGGAGCAACCACUAGCAGCUGGCAGAACUUUGCCCAUAUCGUAUGUGUAUUCGUGCUGAAAAUCAAUAAACUCUGUCGUCGUCGUUGUGUAGGCUGCUCUGCUGAAAGGGCAAAACCGUCAACGUCAACCCGUCAGUAGCAGCCACCGUUAACCGGCCAUAUGGCAACUGUGCAUUGUUAGGAAAUUGUUAUAGAAUCGCGCAAUAAAGGAAGGGAAUCUUCAGCAAUCGGUUAAGCACCUGAGGACCUAGAAAUUGUACAAUUAUAAGUGCCAGAGAGCCUUGCAAUAUGGCGUCCAGAUUGGAAAUGAACGUUAGCAUGGCACUGCUUGCAGCUGUGGUGUGCAGCAUAGUGGGUCAUUGCGAAAUGUCCGUAUACCCAGGACUACGCCGCCGACCCAUACAGGCGCCCGCUAUGGAUCCGCAGAACGAGCAGGAAUACGCUUUCCUUGCCCAAAUGAUGGAGCAGUACGCCCGCCGCCGGCUUCAGCAUCAAUUUGACCAGCAGCUGCACGAGAUAAACAUGAAGCUGGAACGCCAGCGGCAGCUGCUCGAGAUGGAGCGCUACCGCCAGCGACAGCAGGAGCUGCAGGUGGAGCGUGAGACGGAGGAUGACUAUGACGGUAACCUUAACAACCUGAACAACCAGCAGUACGACCAAUACGACAACGCGGAGGCCGAGCCCAGCUACGGCAGUCCCAUCAGUAAUGUGCCCGAUAUCCACUCGCCGGUGUAUUUGCCCAGUCUUCCAAAUCUUCCGAAUCUGCCCAGCCGCCACGGUCUUCCCAACUUAGGUCGGAAUAGUGUACCACGCGAGAGGAUUCCCUUCGCGGUAGGACCCAACGAUGCGCGCUUUUUCGACAACCCGAGCGAUCCCUCGGGCGAGCUGGACUCUCGAGCCCUAGAGGACUACGAGGAGUAUGCUCCAAUUCAGCCCACUCCCGAGGCGGCGACGGCUACCAUCAAGACGAAGAUUGACACGCCAGUUCAUGCACCUGUCCCAGUGGAGCCGCCCAAACUGCUCGAUGCCGCCAAUGCCAACUUCCAUCGUAUCAAUCCCAACUCAGCGGCUGCCGCAGCUGUAGCGGGUGUUAAUAUUCCCCAGGGUAAAGAUCAAACACCCCACAAGCUGAACGCCCUGAUCAGUAAGCUGCAGAAGCAGAGCAAGUCCCCGCAUGUGGCUCUGGUCAAUGGAGGGGGCGAAGCCAACUCCGAUCAGAUUGUGCUUCGCCAGCACAUGGGAAUGAGUAGUGAAAUGGGUGUCUACAUUGUGGCCUUGAUAGCGGGCAUGAGCGCAGCGGUGACUGUGGGACUUCUAGCGCUAGGAGUGACCUGGGUCCACAAUCGGAGCAAAGCAGCAGCGGACGUGGACUACCCGGCGUAUGGUGUGACCGGACCCAACAAGGACGUCUCGCCCUCGGGCGACCGCAAGCUGGCCCAGAGCGCCCAGAUGUACCAUUACCAGCACCAGAAGCAGCAGAUCAUAGCCAUGGAGAACUGUCAGGCUACCGAUGGCAGCUGUGGAAUGUCCGACGUGGAGAGCGAUGACGACAACGAGGAAGGCGACUACACGGUGUACGAGUGUCCCGGCUUGGCGCCAACCGGCGAGAUGGAGGUAAAGAAUCCACUAUUCCUGGACGAGACGCCGGCCACCCCGGCCAACAAUCUCUCCUCGGCGGCUGCUACCAACAACAACAUUACCCAGGCCACUCCCCAGCAGCCACCCACCCUGAAGAAGGGUACGGUAAAGCCGAACAUGAAUCUGUUGAAUGCCGCCGCCACAGCUGCCGCUGCCGCUGCAGCUGCUACUGGGCCAACUAAUGGAGACGAGUCGAAGCAGAAGCGCAAGAGCAAGAAGUAAGCUGCAGAUUGCAUUUUUUUCCCCCUUGGAAAUGCCCGCAGGACGUGGCAACUGGUAAAGUUUGACUGAUCCAUUGUCAGCCAAAAGGACACCCCAUACUUACAAUAGAAAUUUGUCUAUUCCAUGGAAUCUAAUUCCGCGGCUGCAGCCCGCUCGAGUGCGCAAGAAACAUAACAUUCCAGAUGUCAAACCCAGAUACUCGUACACACACGGCAACUGUCUCUUAUCUUCCCUUUGAAUAAGCAUAUAAGUCCUAUUACAUGUGGCAUUGUAUUGUAUCGUAAUCGCAUCGCUAGGGUUUAUGUCAAGCCUCCCAGUGCAUCUGUUCAGCCCAUUGCAAAUCCCAACCCCAACCCCAUCCCCAGCACCCAACCCCAGUCGAAUCCAGCUGUCAGUUGCAGAAUGGGGAGACCAGGUUAUGGCAUUGCAUUGCCUUCACCUGUGCCCAUUCAAGCGCAAUUGAUUCUCUCUUUACAAUCCAAGAUGUGUACUUAUUUAUGUCAUAGGACAAUUACCCGCACAUACUCGUAUGUGUAUAUUAUAUAUGUAUAUUAUAUAUUGUAUAUCAAACUCUUUUUUGGUGUCUGCAACUGGAAUCAAUUUAUAUGGGAAGCAUACUUAAAAGUCUGGAGCAAAGGGCGGCCACAAGGCGAGCAACCAACUAAAUGCUAACUAACAUAUUAUAUUAUUAUAUACAUACACACAAACAUAUUGAUAUACACAUAGA
Molecule: messenger RNA, 2901 nt
Organism: Drosophila persimilis
Lineage: Eukaryota; Metazoa; Arthropoda; Insecta; Diptera; Drosophilidae
Exons: 3
Coding region: 603-2174 (523 amino acids)
Cellular component (GO): membrane
Source: RefSeq, a predicted model, not a curated record